CUUGGUUAUACUGUCAUAUUUUUAACAGGGAAACUGUUCACAGGAACUGCAGAUGGAAAGAUUCUUGAAAUUAAUGGGGAUGACAUCAGAGUGGUAGCCACACUUGGAAAGCCACCCUGUGGUAAGUUUGAUGAUGAACCAACUUGUGGAAGACCACUGGGUAUGAGGUUUGAUAAAGAUGGGAGUCUUGUUGUUGUGGAUGCUUACCUAGGUUUAUUUCGAGUCAAUGUUGAAACAGGUAAAUUUGUGCAGCUUUACUCGCCUGAGACUUUAGUAGAUGGAGAACAAGCAGCAUUUCUAAAUGAUCUUGACAUUGAUUCAGAUGGGACAGUCUAUUUCACAGAUUCAAGCACUAACUGGGGCCGAAGAUAUAAUAGAUAUGCUGCUAUGGAAGCCAAAAAAAAUGGAAGGUUACUGGCAUACAACCCCAAUACAAAACAGACAGAAGUAAUUUUGAAAAAUAUGAGUUUUCCAAAUGGAGUACAGCUGUCCCCAGAGAAAGACUUCAUCCUUAUUGCAGAGCUUUGUACAUGCAAAAUACUCCAAUAUCAUACUAAGGGCCCCAGAAAAGGUGAGGUAGAAAUAUUCUCAGAUAAUCUCCCUGGUGCCCCUGACAAUAUUAGACCAAGCAGCAGUGGAGGGUACUGGGUGGGCUUGGCCACCACUAGGAGAGCUGGAAAAUUUUCUUUGCUGGACUAUACUAGUACAAAACCUUGGAUGAAGAAAUUAAUUUUUAAGGUAUUUGGCAUGAAAAUGCGCAAUGUGUUUUAA
Molecule: messenger RNA, 771 nt
Organism: Lingula anatina
Lineage: Eukaryota; Metazoa; Brachiopoda; Lingulata; Lingulida; Lingulidae
Product: adipocyte plasma membrane-associated protein-like
Cellular component (GO): endomembrane system; mitochondrion
Molecular function (GO): glycine N-acyltransferase activity; hydrolase activity
Source: RefSeq, a predicted model, not a curated record